Molecule: messenger RNA, 2130 nt
Organism: Aptenodytes forsteri (emperor penguin)
Lineage: Eukaryota; Metazoa; Chordata; Aves; Sphenisciformes; Spheniscidae
Gene: MCTP1
Product: multiple C2 and transmembrane domain containing 1
Biological process (GO): regulation of neurotransmitter secretion
Cellular component (GO): synaptic vesicle membrane
Molecular function (GO): calcium ion binding
Source: RefSeq, a predicted model, not a curated record
AAUCUGGUUGGAACGAGUAAUGCAGAUUUUCCCUCUGGGGAUCCCGGAAUGUACCAGUUGGACGUUACUCUAAGAAGAGGACAGAAUUUAGCAGCACGGGACCGUGGAGGAACCAGUGAUCCGUAUGUCAAGUUCAAACUUGGAGGAAAAGAAGUAUUUAGAAGUAAAACAAUAUACAAGAAUCUCAAUCCUGUGUGGGAAGAAAAAGCUUGCAUUCUUAUAGAUAACCCAAGAGAACCAUUGUAUAUAAAGGUCUUUGACUAUGACUUUGGACUUCAAGAUGACUUUAUUGGUUCAGCAUUUUUGGAUCUCACUUCAUUGGAAUUGAACAGGCAAACAGAUGUUACCUUGAGUCUGAAGGAUCCUCAUUACCCUGACCAUGAUCUGGGAAGUAUAUUGUUAUCAGUUCUGUUGGCUCCUAGAGAAGAACAGCGAGAAGUGACAAUGCUAAUGAGGAAGAGUUGGAAAAGAUCAAGUAAGUUUCAGACCCAGAGCUUACGUCUCUCUGACCUACACAGAAAAUCUCAGCUAUGGAGAGGGAUAGUUAGUGUCACCUUAAUAGAAGGUCGUGAACUCAAGGCGAUGGAUGCAAAUGGACUAAGUGAUCCUUACGUGAAGUUCCGGUUGGGGCAUCAGAAGUAUAAGAGCAAGAUUGUGCCAAAAACUUUGAAUCCUCAGUGGAGGGAGCAGUUUGACUUUCAUCUCUAUGAAGAACGAGGUGGAAUUAUUGAUAUUACCGUGUGGGACAAAGAUGCUGGCAAAAAAGAUUAUUUUAUUGGCAGGUGCCAGGUUGACCUCUCAACCCUGAGUAAAGAACAAACCCACAAGUUGGAGAUGCCGCUGGAGGAGGGAGAGGGAUGCCUGGUGUUGCUGGUCACCCUCACAGCCUCAGCUGCAGUCACUAUCUCUGACCUCUCCGUCAACUCCCUGGAGGACCAGAAGGAGCGAGAGGAGAUACUGAAGAGAUAUAGUCCAACGAUGAUGUUCCAUAACAUGAAGGAUGUGGGAUUUCUUCAGGUGAAGGUCAUCAGGGCAGAAGCAUUGAUGGCAGCUGAUGUCACAGGUAAAAGCGACCCAUUUUGUGUAGUUGAAUUGAACAAUGACAGACUGCUGACACAUACUGUCUACAAGAACCUCAAUCCAGAAUGGAACAAAAUCUUCACAUUCAAUAUUAAAGACAUCCACUCGGUGCUUGAGGUGACAGUUUAUGAUGAAGACCGCGAUCGGAGUGCUGACUUUCUAGGCAAAGUUGCUAUACCGUUGCUGUCUAUUCAAAAUGGUGAACAGAAAGCCUACGUCUUGAAAAACAAGCAGCUGACAGGGCCAACAAAGGGGGUCAUCUAUCUUGAAAUAGAUGUGAUUUUUAAUGCUGUGAAAGCCAGCAUACGAACCUUAAUGCCCAAAGAAGUGAAGUACAUUGAAGAGGAAAACAGACUGUCUAAACAGCUACUGUUAAGAAACUUUAUCCGGAUGAAGCGUUGUAUCAUGGUGCUCAUAAAUGCCGCCUACUACAUUAACAGUUGCUUUGACUGGGAUUCUCCCCCAAGAAGUCUCGCUGCUUUUUUGCUUUUUCUUUUUGUGGUCUGGAACUUUGAGCUCUACAUGAUACCACUGGCUUUGUUGUUGCUGCUGGCAUGGAACUACUUCUUGAUCGUAUCAGGGAAAGAUAACAGGCAACAUGAUACGGUAGUGGAGGACAUGCUAGAGGACGAGGAAGAAGAGGAUGACAGAGAUGACAAGGACAGUGAAAAAAAAGGAUUUAUGAAUAGACUUUAUGCCAUCCAGGAGGUGUGUGUCAGUGUCCAGAAUAUCCUUGAUGAAGUGGCUUCCUUUGGAGAAAGGAUCAAGAAUACAUUCAACUGGACUGUCCCAUUCCUGAGCUGGCUGGCGAUUGUUGCCCUCUCUGUGUUCACCAUCAUCCUGUAUUUCGUUCCACUGAGAUACAUUGUCCUUGUCUGGGGCAUCAAUAAAUUUACAAAGAAGCUUCGAAGUCCGUAUGCAAUUGAUAACAAUGAGCUACUUGACUUUCUAUCCAGAGUUCCUUCAGAUGUGCAAGUGGUGCAAUACCAUGAACUGAAACAAGAUCCCAGUCACAGCCCGAGCAAGAGGAAGAAAAACAAUCCUGGCUAG